ACGACGAUAUCAACAAUCAAGUCAGUCGCUCCGUAUACAUUAGCCGUAUAGGAGGUGGUAACAAAGUCAUCCUUGCUUCAGUCUCGUGGAAGCCUUCUUCGUGAGUGGUUUGGCGCGAACCUCUAGCAAUUUUUCCAUCAACAAAUCAAAUCACGUGCGUUCAAAAAGUAUUCGUUAAAUUGAAUUACAUCGUUUGCUUGAAAGUUAUUAAAAGUUUGGCCACGGGUUUUUUCCCCGGUGCCGAUACCAAGCAAAACUUUUAUUCGCACGUUCCUUAGUGUGAAGCAAAUAAGUUAAGUGUGAAUUUAUGAGGUUAAUUAGAGCCGGGUGCGCUUGGGUAGAAACGUGAAAAUUUACAGUGAAAAGUUGGUCGAGCCGAGUAAAAAAAACUCGUUAAGAAUAUCCCAAAACAGUCAUAAAACGGGCGGUACAUUGAAGCGGAACGGAGGAAAAUUGCAUUUUAGCGCGAAUCACGGUCGGAAAAUUAUCAAAACAGAGAUUUUUAUCACCACCGUUAUUACCGACGUGUUAUCCCAACCGUUUAUUACUCCGGCUACCCAUAAAACCGGGGAAGCGAAACGCUAACGGCCCCGACUGUGAUGAGUGAGCGAGUGAGUGCGUGUACAUAGAAAAGUGAAAGCAUUUUUGCGGGAACGAAAUCAUCAAUUAUUACCCGUGUUCCGGCGUCAAGAGCCCCCCGUUGGACCAACAUGUUGCGUUUUGGAUUACUCAAGUACAAAAAAUUGAACAACAGCGUAUCGGCCUCCGGGGAACCGGUGCCGACAGAAUUCAGUGACGAUUGUGGCCAGCAGCCGCAGCAUCAGCAACCUUCUAGCGCAAGGUCGACGACAACAAUUGCAACACCUGUGCGCCAAAAUCAUCACCUUCUGAUUCACAACGAGCUGAGUGGGAGCACGAUGAAAAAUACCAACUCACGUGCCAUUAAUUCACCGACCGAAAGUGCCAAAGAACACAAACUUUUCCAACAGGAGGGACCGAAUGUCGAGCGGGAAAUCUUCUGCUCCACCCCCGACCUGGACCGACCAUCGCCCAAAUUACGGCCCGGCGCAGCACUGUCCAUCUCAUCGGCCGAUAAUUACAAACCACUCACCAGUUCGGCGGAGGCCCACCCCAAAAAGCGCACCGCCGCGCUCACCUGUAAAGCUAGGAUCUACAAGUGUAUUAAGCGGAUGCUGAAAAGGAACAACUUUUCCAAAGAGCAAAAGGUUCACCACCCUCAGCAGCAGGUGCGGGAUAAAUCAAAAGUUGACUACAGAGAGAUUAAAAGUCUGCUUGAGAAGGAAAAGUCCUCGCUGGAUUACGAUGUCAACCUGGCGAAAUGUGUGGAUAAACCAGCGCUGAUCAAAAAAAUCGCUUUGAAUUUGAUGAAAUCAGCACAAGACGAAGGCCGAUCGCUGGUCAUCACCCCGGAACAGCCCUCGGAGACCACUUCCGUUCAGAGCAAUCUUGACCAGGAAGCCGAAUAUCUGAGACUGUGCAACGAAUCGUGGUACCACGAGAAUCUACCCCGGGACCUCUCGCUAGAGCUCCUAACCAAUAAAACUCCAGGACAGUUUGUCGUCCGCAAGAGCGCCACCCAACAAGACUGCUACGCACUUUCGUUGCGCGUACCCCCACCGGGACCAAAAAUCGCACACUACCUGAUCGUACGGACGGCCAGCGAGGGCUACCAGAUCAAGGGAUUCCACAAGGAGUUCACCUCACUGCGUGCCCUUAUCGUGCACCACUCGGUGAUGCCGGAGUCGCUUCCGGUUCCACUGGACGUCCCGCGGCCCGCUAAUCUGGCUGUGAAAACCAAAUGCGAAGAUGAUUACGAUACCGUCUUCGAUCUGCCGGAAACGAUCCGUGCGUGAAGACGACAUCCUCGUGUGCUCAAAAAAUUACCAGCUAAUUACAUGUUAGGGAACUUUUACCAAAACCUUAUCGUUACCUACGACUAGUGCGUAAGCUAUUAUUAACUAGAUAUAUUACAUAGAGAAAUAUAAAUUAUUUAACAGAAAAUUAUCAAA
Topomyia yanbarensis is the source of this 2030-nucleotide messenger RNA. RefSeq lists its product as uncharacterized. The transcript has 3 exons. Lineage: Eukaryota; Metazoa; Arthropoda; Insecta; Diptera; Culicidae. The coding region runs from base 711 to 1874 and encodes 387 amino acids. The record is from RefSeq and is a predicted model, not a curated record.